GGACGGAACUGCGGCGCUGGCAGUUCGAAGGCAGGGUCGAAGGAGACCACCCUGAAAGAGAGGGCUGGAGGUGCUCUCAACGUGCGAACCUGCGCGUAUACGACGUUCUCUGAAGUUCUUUUCAUGUCGGGCACCUUGGCAGCGAAGUUGCAAGAUGAUGCCCCUUUGCGAAGAUCUGAUGCAAAGGAAGUCGACCCGGCUUAUGGGGAGGGGCACCACGUGAAAAGGGAGGUGACGGCAUCACCAGCCGUCUGGUGCGAAACUCGGCAAGAGCUUUGCGAAGGCACGCCCUACUUCAGGUCCUAUCAAAGUGGGUUAUACCACCUGGACGGCAUAGCUAAGGGUUAUCUAAUAGACGGAUUUGCUGCGGAACGGGACGUAUGGGCUGGAAAAGUUUUCGUCAGUCACGGUGGAGGAAAGCAGCGCUCAGGAGGCCAGGAGGAGCAACACAACGCGAUGCAACAGAUGAGCACCAUUGGGGCACAUUCAUCGGCCGCCCCCCUGAGAGGAUCACAAGAAGAAACGGAUUUAUCGAUCCGCAUUCUCCGCAACACUUGGGCAAAAGCUCUGCCUUUGAUUGUAAUCAUGGGGUCGCAUUAUCCGUUAGCAGAUUUUGUGAUGCCGGCGAGAUAUGCGGUCCUAGGCUGGUGGAUGAUCACCCAUAUAUGGACUGAAAAGGAGUUCGUCAACGUUGAAGCGGAUGUUGCGGAUGGUGAACGACCCUAUAACGUUCGCGUCAAGUGCCGUUUCCAAUGGCUGGACCAGAAUUUGCAUGAGCCGUGGUUCUUGAAGCCGAACGCGAACAGGUCAUGCUUAGCAAGACCAAAGCUGCACACUUGUAAAAAGUGUAAAGCUGUAUCUCCGAUAGUCUAUCACGUACCGAUGUGCUUGGUGCGGACUUGCGACUUUUUCUGGAAGGUCUUCUCGGAACGCGACGGACGGUGGGCGGAUCCGCAGAAGCUGUCUUACAACGGCGACUUUCUCCGACCAUUUCAACUCCCGGGACGGUUUAGUCCGAAGCUGGACGUCAAACCCAUAUUUCCGAUCGAGAUCUCGGAACAGUACGCCCCUCGUGCCGUUCACUGUGAGCUAUGCGGUCGCAUUUCGCAACGCGUAGAGCUCACAAGCUGGACAUGCGCCGUGUGUAAUUAUGCGCCCAAAUCAUAUUUUAAAGAGCAAUACCCAGUCUCUUUGCUACGAAGAUCGCUCCCCGGUUCGGUAAACUUCAAAAAUGAGGUGCCUGGCUGCUUAUAUUUAUUGCCGAAUAGUGGGAUAGAGGUUGCGCGAGACCGGGUGGAAGACGGCACAUACGCGCAUGGUCUGGACCGCGUUACGUACCAUCUACCGACUGGUGGUCGAAUCGUCCAUAUACUGGCAACUGAAGAGCACCCGCUGUCGAUCAACGGUUGGAAACUCUGGGGGGACUACCAGAGGAAGGUGUCAAUGAAGAGAUUCAAAGGCUUUCUGACUCAGAACUUCCUUCACAACGCUGGAGAGGUAUAUAAUUUUUCGAUCGCGAUGCCAUCGUGUCCUUUCGAAACGGCACCGGAAGAGGUUGAGUUUGCUCGAGACAUCCUUCAGCAGGGCAGAAAAUGGCCUAUCAUGAUGAUGGGGAGAAGGAAGUGUGCGGACCAAUCAUUGGAUGGAGUAUAGGAUCGGAUUCAGCCAUGAAAUUUCGGAAGAAGAUGCCGAAACGGAGGCCGGAGCAGAUGCAGGGCUUGAUGAAGCCUAACCUGGCAUCAACUUCAGCAUUUGUACAGA
This is a messenger RNA of Fimicolochytrium jonesii, 1761 nucleotides long. RefSeq lists its product as uncharacterized. The transcript has 8 exons. The record is from RefSeq and is a predicted model, not a curated record. The coding region runs from base 124 to 1653 and encodes 509 amino acids. NCBI's taxonomy places the organism in Eukaryota, Fungi, Chytridiomycota, Chytridiomycetes, Spizellomycetales, Powellomycetaceae.